This is a messenger RNA of Thunnus maccoyii (southern bluefin tuna), 2359 nucleotides long. RefSeq names its product triokinase/FMN cyclase (gene tkfc). Gene Ontology annotation, cellular component: cytosol. The transcript is spliced from 17 exons. The record is from RefSeq and is a predicted model, not a curated record. Gene Ontology annotation, biological process: glycerol catabolic process. Lineage: Eukaryota; Metazoa; Chordata; Actinopteri; Scombriformes; Scombridae. The coding region runs from base 100 to 1842 and encodes 580 amino acids. Gene Ontology annotation, molecular function: ATP binding; glycerone kinase activity.
GUAUUACAUCCGGUGUCAUUCUGACUAAAUCUGACUGACUUCACUCUGCUGGUUCGUGCUGCUGUCAGAAGAGGAAAAGUAGAAGCAACAAAAAUCCAAAUGGAGCCCCAAAAGAAGUUGAUAAACUCUGUGGACGGCUGUGUGGAUGAAGCACUCUGCGGCCUCGCCAGGGCCAGCGGGGGCCUGUCUCUGCUGAAGGGCCACAGGAUUGUGCUUCGGUCCGACCUGGACAACCUGAAGGGCAAAGUGGCCCUGCUGUCAGGAGGAGGGUCGGGACACGAGCCUGCACACGGGGGUUAUAUCGGUGCAGGUAUGUUGUCCGCAGCAGUAGCAGGUGGAGUAUUUGCGUCUCCACCUCCUGCCAGCAUCCUGGCUGCCAUUCUCUGCUUGCAUAAAGCAGGAGCCUCCGGGGUCCUUCUCAUUGUGAAGAACUACACCGGCGACCGCCUCAACUUCGGAUUGGCCGCAGAACAAGCCCGUAACCACGGCGUCUCCGUUGACAUGGUGAUAGUUGCCGACGACUGUGCCUUCGACCGCCCCAGUAAGGCCGGGAGGAGAGGCUUGUGCGGCACCAUCUUCAUACACAAGCUGGCAGGUGCCUUAGCAGAAGAAGGCUGCUCAUUGGACAAGAUCUUUUCCAAGGUGACGGAGGUCUUGAAGGGGAUUGGUACACUUGGCGUGAGUCUGUCUCCGUGCAGCGUUCCAGGCUGCCUGCCUUCUUUUGACCUGCCGCCAGGAGACAUGGAGCUGGGACUGGGAAUCCACGGUGAACCUGGAAUCAAAAGGUCAAAGGUGGCGUCUGCAGAUGAGGUGGUGAAGACCAUGAUAGACCACAUGACCAAUCCUGACAGCCAAUCACAUCUGCCUCUGAAGUCUGGAGACAGUGUGGUUGUGUGUGUGAACAACCUGGGAGCUCUGUCAUGUCUGGAGAUGGCGGUGGUUACAAGAGCUGCCAUCAUCUGUCUGGAGAGUCGUGGGAUGGUGGUUGCCAGGGUGAUGUCCGGGUCGUUCAUGACAUCACUGGAGAUGGCGGGAGUGUCGCUGACGAUGAUGAGGGCCAAUAAGGAAAUACUGAAACUGUUUGAUGCUAAGACCGGCGCCCCCGCCUGGCCAAACCUCAGCAGUGUUUGCGUGAGCGGACGCAGCUACAUCACAGAUGCUCCAGCCAUGACCACGCGGCCUCAGGACGCCACUCACCCUGAAGGACCACUGAGUCCUGUGAUGCGUAAGGCGUUAGAGAGGGUUUGUUCAACACUGUUGGAAAAGCAGGAGGAACUGAACUCCCUGGACCGCGCUUCCGGGGACGGAGACUGUGGGAACACACAUGCACAAGCUGCUAGAGCCAUUCAGGAGUGGCUACAGCAUCAUGUGGUCCCUGGUUGCCCCGGGCGACUGUUAUCAGUCCUCGCUGGAUUGGUGGAGGAGAAGAUGGGCGGGUCUUCAGGAGCAUUGUACAGUCUGUUCCUGACUGCCGCGGCCGGUCAUGUGACCGAGGGGCGAAGCGACGCUUUAGCCUGGGCCAGCGCAAUGCAUGCUGGGACACAAGCCAUGAGAAGAUAUGGAGGUGCCGACCCUGGAGACAGAACAAUGUUGGAUGCUUUGUGUCCUGCGGUGGAUGAGCUGAUGAAACUGAUCACAGCACCACUCAGCGGACAGAUGGCUGUUCUACGGACGGCUGUGCAGAAAGCAGCUGUGGGGGCAGAGUCGACCCGUGACCUCACAGCGAGGGCGGGACGAGCCAGCUACAUCGCGGCUGAGAGGGUCACCUUGCCUGACCCCGGAGCCGUGGCUGUCGCCGCCAUUUUCAGAGCCGUGUUGGAGGCGCUGGAGGCGCAGGAGUAAUUCGGAAUUCAGCAACCAGGAUCUGAGCAGAUUAUAUUGCAGACCACCACACUAACAUUACCUGAACUUUAUUAUCACAAAAUAACUUAUUGUGAUUAAGUGUUCACUGUGUCCUGGUACCUUUUAAGAUUUGACUAACAAGCUCAGAAAUACUGUGAACCAGUUUUAUCUUAAUUGCUGCUUUCAUACUAGUGAUAAUUAAUUUUGAACAGCCGGAGAGUUUUGUAUAAGCAGUUGAAUCAUGAAUUGAACAUUCCCCGGUACUAAUAAUUAAAUACAAAUAGAGUUAUAUUAUAUUAUGGUGUUUGUAUAGAAGAUUUUCAUAGUUAAUAAUCUUCUGCACAAGACAACUAGACUUCACCUACAGUGUUGACUGUAUUUUAAACAUUUCUAAUUAAAGAAGGAAAUGUUUUACACAAAAAUAGUGUAGAAUAAGUCAUACUGUGCAUGGAUUAAAAGCACUUUAAUAGUGAAACAGUGUUAAUUCUGUCAAAUAAAAUACAAUUUUCACAUGUGU